GUACUGGCACCCUCGAAUUUGCUCAAGCAGUGGGUGGAUGAAAUUCAGAAAUUCACGGGUGGCCAUGGAGCAGAUGGGGCGGCUGCUGGCCUCAAGGUGCUGGAGAUUGGCACCGCCACACAGUUGAAAGCGCUUACAGUGGAUAAGAUCAGCAAAGCG
Molecule: messenger RNA, 159 nt
Organism: Symbiodinium pilosum
Lineage: Eukaryota; Dinophyceae; Suessiales; Symbiodiniaceae
Source: the annotation of a GenBank genome assembly